Molecule: messenger RNA, 429 nt
Organism: Camellia sinensis
Lineage: Eukaryota; Viridiplantae; Streptophyta; Magnoliopsida; Ericales; Theaceae
Source: RefSeq, a predicted model, not a curated record
AUGGAUGAGGAAAAUACAAAUGCUGGUGGAAACCCUCCUACACCAACUGCAGAAUCAACCACUGUUGCUAGUUCUACCAUUACCACAAUGCCUGCCAAAAAUUCUGGUAAAACUCGUCCAUGCCCUAGUAUUAAUUUAGAUAAAAAGAAAUCUGAGGUUUGGGAACACUUCACUUUACUUGAUGAUUGUGAACCUGAUAAACCUAGGGCUGUUUGUAAUUAUUGUGGUAAGGAUUAUGGUGCUCGUGGAAAACAAGAUGGAACUAAUAAUAUGUGGAACCACCUUAAGCAUCAAUGUAUGAAGUCUCCUAUUAGGCAAGUGGACAAAAAACAAAAAAUACUCUCUUUUGUUAAAAAAGAAGGAGAGGAAAAGGAACAUAAUGGUCGAAGGAUUGGAUCUCUCAAAGCAUGUGGAGAAGGAAGGGUUUAA